This is a messenger RNA of Microtus ochrogaster (prairie vole), 1103 nucleotides long. It is a transcript of the gene Mettl21a, whose product is annotated as methyltransferase 21A, HSPA lysine. Lineage: Eukaryota; Metazoa; Chordata; Mammalia; Rodentia; Cricetidae. The record is from RefSeq and is a predicted model, not a curated record. Gene Ontology annotation, cellular component: protein-containing complex; cytosol.
CGCUGCUCGGGGAAGCCUAGUGCGCUUGCGCGGCCCGGGAGCCCGGUGAGUUUCCGCAUUGAGAGGCCGCGGGCUGGCCGGUCCCAGCAAAGAGUUGGAGCCAGGAGAAAUGGCCCUGGUACCCUAUGAGGAGAGCGCGGAGAUAGGGCUCCAGAAGUUCCACAAGCCUCUUGCCACCUUCUCUUUUGCAAACCACACCAUCCAGAUCCGUCAGGACUGGAGGCAACUGGGAGUCGCAGCAGUUGUUUGGGAUGCGGCCAUUGUUCUUUCCACGUACCUGGAGAUGGGGGCUGUGGAGCUCAGGGGCUGCUCUGCUGUGGAGCUUGGUGCUGGCACAGGGCUGGUGGGCAUAGUGGCUGCCCUGCUAGGUGCGCAUGUGACUAUCACAGAUCGACAAGUAACAUUAGAAUUUCUCAAGUCAAAUGUUGAAGCCAACUUACCUCCCCAUAUCCAGCCCAAAGUUGUUGUUAAGGAGCUGACUUGGGGACAAAAUUUGGGAAGUUUUUCGCCUGGAGAAUUUGAUCUCAUACUUGGAGCUGAUGUCAUAUACUUAGAAGAUACCUUCACAGAUCUUCUUCAGACCCUGGGGUACCUCUGUAGCAACCACUCUGUGAUUCUUUUAGCUUGCCGAAUUCGCUACAAACGGGAUAAUAACUUCCUAACGAUGCUGGAGAGGCAGUUUGCUGUGCGGAAGGUUCACUAUGAUCCCGAGAAGGACGUCCAUAUUUACAGAGCACAGAAGAGAAGGCAGAGGGAGGACUUGUAGUGGGCACUAUUUCCUAAGAACUGAAUGUGUCAGGUAAGGUUUUUAGAACUACAACUCCCGUAUGAUGGACUGCAAGUCCAUCCAACCAGACCUGCUCAAAGAACACAGUGUAUGUGUUGUUUGCAGACAAAUCCACCUUGUCACAUUGCCAUAACUGUGUGUCACGACUGCUCCCUGCUGAGCAGCGAAUGCACACGUGAGGUUUGCCUGGCGUUCUUUCCUUAGCCAGUGUGCGCACUUGGUAAGCAUUUCCCACUAACGCUCUGUUUGUUUUUUGUUUUGUUUUUCGAGACAGGGUUUCUCUGUAGCUUUGGAGCCUAUCCUGGCACUAGCUCUU